Messenger RNA from Carlito syrichta (Philippine tarsier), 1636 nucleotides. RefSeq names its product tetraspanin 15 (gene TSPAN15). The transcript is spliced from 8 exons. NCBI's taxonomy places the organism in Eukaryota, Metazoa, Chordata, Mammalia, Primates, Tarsiidae. Gene Ontology annotation, cellular component: membrane. The coding region runs from base 128 to 1012 and encodes 294 amino acids. The record is from RefSeq and is a predicted model, not a curated record.
CGGAGAGAGCGCGGGUGACGGGGCGGGCAGCCGGGCAGCCGCAGGUGGGGCCUCGAGCGCUGGCAGAGGGACCAGGCCGGGAGCCCGGAGCCCCGAGCCCCCGCAACCCGCGCCGGGAGCGCCCAGGAUGCCCCGCGGGGACUCGGAGCAGGUGCGCUACUGCGCGCGCUUCUCUUACCUCUGGCUCAAGUUCUCCCUCAUUAUCUACUCCACGGUGUUCUGGCUGAUUGGGGGUCUGGUCCUGUCUGUGGGGAUCUAUGCAGAGGUCGAGCGGCAGAAAUACAAAACACUCGAAAGUGCCUUCCUGGCCCCAGCCAUCAUCCUCAUCCUCCUGGGGGUCGUCAUGUUCAUCGUCUCCUUCAUUGGUGUGCUGGCGUCCCUUCGUGACAACCUGUGCCUUCUCCAGUCGUUUAUGUACAUCCUUGGGAUCUGCCUCAUAAUGGAGCUCAUUGGUGGUGUGGUGGCCUUGACCUUCCGGAACCAGACCAUUGACUUUCUGAAUGACAACAUUCGAAGAGGAAUUGUGAACUACUAUGAUGAUCUGGACUUCAAAAACAUCAUGGACUUUGUUCAGGAGAAGUUCAAGUGCUGUGGUGGGGAGGACUACCGAGAUUGGAGCAAAAACCUGUACCAUGACUGCAUGGCCCCAGGACCCCUGGCCUGCGGGGUGCCUUACACCUGCUGCAUCAGAAACACGACAGAAGUUGUCAAUACCAUGUGUGGCUACAAAACUAUCGACAAGGAGCGUCUCAGCGUGCAGAACAUCAUCUACGUGCGGGGCUGCACCAACGCCGUGCUCAUCUGGUUCAUGGACAACUACACCAUCAUGGCGGGCAUCCUGCUGGGCAUCCUGCUUCCCCAGUUCCUUGGCGUGCUGUUGACGCUGCUGUACAUCACCCGGGUGGAGGACAUCAUUGCAGAGCACUCUGUCACUGACGGGCUCUUGGGACCCGGCGCCAAGGCCGGCGUGGAGGCAACGGGUACGGGGUGCUGUCUGUGCUACCCCAACUAGCGCCCAGCCUGGGACAGUGGCUGUAGCAGCGAUGGUGUGGGACAGGCCUGCGGCCUCUGCCCAUGCUGGCAUGACCAAAGCCUGUACUGGGUGUACCAGCGUGCAGGUCCCACAGCCCCUGCCUCCCAGAGGCAGAGACUGAGACUCUCCUAAGAGGCUUUUCUACGGCCACUGUGGGGACCCGGAGACAAGGGCAUGCCUUCUCCAGGCCCAGGCCAGGGGAAGUUCAGGGCUCAGCUCGGGCAGGCCCUUUUCAUUUCUGGCAGUGCCUUGGCCGGUGGUAUUUAUGCCCUUUGGAGGGCAGUUUUGUAGUGAAUUGUGAGCCGGGGGAGAGAGAAGGGCAGGGGCAGGAGGGGAGGACGGCAGCCCCAGAGCCCCUCUGCCACGCCCCAGGGCCAGGUUGGGCCGUUUCUCAGCCUCCCAGGUGCCUUGAACCCUCAUCCGCAGGGGCUGCUGCUUUGCUGACCCUGGUUUUUUAUGUGAUUUUUUUGUAACAUUCAUCUUUUGUACAGAUCAGCAGGAGUUUCUGACUAAUCAAAGUUGGGUAUUUCCCCACAAGUCCUAUUCUUGCCCCUCCCAGCCAGUUUGUGAAUCAAACAAUAAAGACAUGAUUUUUAAAAAAGA